Messenger RNA from Chinchilla lanigera (long-tailed chinchilla), 5404 nucleotides. Its product is annotated as cytochrome P450 1B1. Bases 382 to 2004 code for a protein of 540 amino acids. Lineage: Eukaryota; Metazoa; Chordata; Mammalia; Rodentia; Chinchillidae. The record is from RefSeq and is a predicted model, not a curated record. The transcript is spliced from 3 exons. Gene Ontology annotation, molecular function: monooxygenase activity; oxidoreductase activity, acting on paired donors, with incorporation or reduction of molecular oxygen; heme binding.
UGGGUGAUGCGUGUUGUCUCCGGAGUGGGCGCAAACCCCAGCCGUGAGAGCCGCCUAGAGGGUAUGAAGGCUGGGAACUGACUGCAUGCAUCGACCCCGCGCCUUCAUCCCAACGCCUGGAGAAAACCUUGGCUUUGCCAGAGCUCCUGAUACCACCGGGCUCAGCAAAGGAGAUACCUUUCUCCGUUCCCCUCCCAAUCCAAGCACUCUUGGUUCUGACGACGCCAAGAGACUUGAGUGGGUGCUACAGCCCCCAAGAGCGGGCAGCAGGUGUUCAGGGAGGGCCGCCAGGUUCCUGACGACCUUCGGGUCCAGCACAGGUCCCGACCCCUCCUCGGAGCCCGCUGUCCCGCGCCGCUGGAGACCGUGCUUCUCCACAGCAUGGCCCUCAGCGCGGACGAUCCGCUGCAGCCGAGCCUGCUGUCCACCCAGCAGACCACGCUCCUGCUGCUGCUCUCGGUGCUGGCCGCCGUGCACGUGGGUCAGUGGCUGCUGAGGCAGCGGCGGCAGCCCUGGUCCUCGCCCCCAGGCCCUUUCCCGUGGCCGCUGAUCGGAAACGUGUCCGAGGUGGGCCGGGCGUCUCACCUGUCCUUCGCACGCCUGGCGCAACGCUACGGCGACGUCUUCCAGAUCCGCCUGGGCAACUGUCCCGUGGUGGUGCUGAACGGAGAGAGCGCCAUCCACCAGGCCCUGGUGCAGCAGGGCGCCGCCUUCGCUGACCGGCCGCGCUUCGCGUCCUUCCGCGUGGUGUCUGGUGGCCGCAGCGUGGCUUUCAGCCCCUACUCGGAGGACUGGAAGGCGCAGCGGCGCGCGGCGUUCAGCAUCAUGCGCGCCUUCUCCACGCGCCAGCCGCGCAGCCGCCGCAUCCUUGAGGGCCACGUGCUGGGCGAGGCGCGAGAGCUGGUGGCGGUUCUCGCGCGCGGCAGCGCGGGCGGAGCCGGCCUCGACCCGACGCAGCCGAUCAUCGUGGCGGUGGCCAACGUGAUGAGCGCGGUGUGCUUCGGCUGCCGCUACCACCACGACGACGCCGAGUUCCUGGAGCUGCUGAGCCACAACGAGGAGUUCGGGCGCACGGUGGGCGCGGGCAGCUUGGUGGACGUGAUGCCCUGGCUGCAGCUCUUCCCCAACCCGGUGCGCACCACCUUCCGCCAGUUCCAGCAGCUCAACCGCAAUUUCAGCAACUUCGUCUUUGACAAGUUUCGGGGGCACUGCGAAAGCCUGCGACCUGGGGCCGCCCCGCGCGACAUGAUGGACGCCUUCAUCCUCUCCAGCGAAAGGAAGGCCGCCGAGGGCUCCAGCGAGGUCGGGGCGCGGCUGGACAUGGAGAACGUGCCGGGCACCAUCACCGAUAUUUUCGGCGCCAGCCAGGACACCCUCUCCACCGCGCUGUUGUGGCUGCUCAUCCUUUUCACCAGAUAUCCCGACGUGCAGGCUCGAGUGCAGGCUGAAUUGGAUCAGGUUGUGGGAAGGGACCGUCUUCCCUGUAUGAGUGACCAACCCAACCUGCCGUACGUCAUGGCCUUUCUUUAUGAAACCAUGCGAUUCUCCAGCUUUGUACCUGUUACUAUUCCUCAUGCGACUACUGACAAUGCCUUUGUCUUGGGCUACUACAUCCCUAAGAACACGGUGAUUUUUGUUAACCAGUGGUCUGUGAAUCAUGACCCAGUGAAGUGGCCUAACCCAGAGGACUUCGAUCCAGCCCGAUUCUUGGACAAGGAUGGCUUCAUCAACAAGGACCUGGCAAGUAGCGUGAUGAUUUUUUCAGUGGGCAAACGGCGGUGCAUUGGGGAAGAGCUGUCCAAGAUGCUGAUGUUUCUCUUCAUUUCCAUCCUAGCUCAUCAGUGCAAUUUCAAGGUCAGCCAAAAUGAGCCCUCAAAAAUGAGUUUCAGUUACGGCCUGACCAUUAAGCCCAAGUCCUUUAAAAUCCAUGUUUCUCUCAGAGAGUCCAUGGAGCUCCUUGAUAAUGCUGUCCAAAAGUUGCAAGACGAGGAAGCUUGCCAGUGAGAAGCCAGAGGCAAGCUGAUGUUUUAGAAGUGUUUCAGUCUUGGAGAAUAGGAAGGAAAACUCAGAAUUUGUUUUAGUUCCUCUUAGGUGCCACUAAUCAGCCUCUAUGGUGGGCAUAAAUUAAGUGGCUUACAGAUGAGGUGUGUUUCACACUGAAUAGCUCCUCAUAAGCCCUGGACUCUGCAGGAGCUUUGGAAGAUUUUUUGAGUCAAAUAAUUUGAGGGCCCAUGGAAUUUUUAUAUAUUACUAGAUCCUGGUAAUAAUUUCUUAAGAGGCAUUCUUUGGAAUUAAACCCUACCACCACCACACACAUGCACAUACAGGUAGCUAAUGAAGGAGUAUUUCAGUAACUGUCUUUUUAGGUGGAGCCAAGAUUGAGUGUGCAUGUGCAGAAAUAUACUCCACAAAAAAUUGUACUAAGCAGUGUUUCAGAAAAUAAUGAAGAUGCAAAGGCAAAUAAUUUCAAUGUAAGACAUGAUUGGGAGUGACAAAGGAAAAGGAUAGAGACCAAAAAUUACCUUCCCACCUUUUCGGUAAAACAGCUUCGCUAGAUUGUAGCUAUUUGGGUGGACUUUCUUUUUGUCUACUGAUGUGCUUUCCCUACUUUAGCAUGAAUCAAAAAGUCAGCUGUUCAAAAGGAAAUUAACAGUCCGUAUAAUAAUUGUGAGUUUCAGACAUGUAUUAUGAAUUUUAAAGUGCCAAUUCAAUUAUCGUAGUGAGUUUCAGAGAUUUAUCAUGAAUUUUAAAGUGACCAUUGUGAAACUAAAAUUCCAAGCUGAAACUGUACUUCUCUUGAUUGCCAAACUAUAGUAUUUCAAUUAUGAGGGCAAAAAAAUUUGCCAGUCCAGCUCUUGAUAUGUGAUUAUGUGUACUCAUUACAGUAAGUUUCAUGGGCUAAAAAAACUUAUGUCACCAAAUAGUAUUAAGUAUGUGUAUUAUAUACAUAUUUGUUAUAUAAUGCAGUGUGUUACUAUCAAUUAUUUUCACUAGGAAAAGCUUCAAUAAUAUAUGUCUUGCAUACCAUUGUACAUAAAAAAGUAGAGCCAGUCCAGUGACAUGUGGUCCAAGUACAUGAAAUGAACCACCUAAUUUUGACAUCAUGAAAACCAAGGCAAAGCAAAAGAUCUUUCCUUAUCCAAGUUUUGCAAUGGACAAAUCUCAAAAUUAUGUCAGUUAAAUGUUCAUAUUUGUUAUUUAAAUUAAAAUUAUAUUUAUAAUACAAGUUCUUCUUUGGCAAUUGGCCCGAUCAAUGUGUUAAAAUUCCAAACUCUUGCAUGUGUAAAUUUAAAUUUAAUUUAAAAUCCAAUCUGAUUAUUGAGUGCCAGUUGAAGCCAGCGGAAAUCUAACUAAUGUCCUGUAGAAGGCAAGACAGCUAACCAGGGCAAUAGUGAAAAAUGCCACGUAUGAUCUGGCUUUUCUCUUCACUGAGUAAUGGCAGGGGGAGUGGACUCCCAUUAUAGCUGGCUGGUUUCUCUUUUAAAUGAUUAACAAAAGUUCAGCAUUAAUGUCUGUUUUUAAAUGUCAGAAUCAGAACAUCCUUUCGGAGGUUGUUUUAUGAAUGGAAUUGUAAGACAGUGGACGGGUCAGAUUAGGUGUUAUUUGGGAGCUAUUAGUUUGGUAAUUCAGAAAUAAAGCUGGAACAAAAUGUGUGUAUCUGGAUUAUAGAAAUAACUUGAAAACCUUUCAGAGAAGUGAUGGAAGAGUGCAAAAAUACAAAGGGAGGUUCCAUAUUUUUAUUUUCAUUGCAACUCAGCUCCCAAAAGAAGUCCUACAGGGUCCUGAGAGCACAUUGCUUGCUGUUUUAUUAAGAUUUUUGGAAUUUUUGUAUCAAUAUUACCAAGGAAGGAGUGUAUGGUGGUUUUGUAUGUGGGUGGUCAGGCAAAAGAAGGGCAGAAUGAAAAGGAAGAAGGAUGACUAAGUAUUUUCCUACCCAUUCCAAAUUAAUUUAACUGAAGUGCAAGAUUUGAAGCAUGCACAUUUAGAAAAAAGUUGUUUGGUGUGCCAGUGUUGAAUCUCAAGUAGAUUUCUAAAAAAUCCACAACAUAGCAGAAGUAUUUCAUAGUUUGGAAUACUGACUUAAUAAACAUUUCAUCUAAUUUUAUUUUUUAAUAUUUCAUAGUUUUACCUUUUGAAUAUGAAAAAUUAUGCCAAUAUUUUAAAGACAUUAAAGUCAAUGAUAGAAAUGAGACUUAGCCAAUGCAUAUAAGUUUUUUAGGCACUGGCUAGUCCAAAAUGUUAUGGCUUACAGUGAUGUUGGGCUCCUAUAGCUUAUUUACUCUGAAAGAUCUUUGUAAUAGCAAAAGUAAUCAUGUACCAAUCUGGAUGCCUCAUUCAUCAACAAGUUCAGAGGUGCUAUAAUCUGUUUUUAUGUACAUAGGUUUGACUAUCAUCUGAUGUUUGAGGCAAAGAGAAAGCUGUGCUUAAAUGGGAAGAAGCAGGUGGGUGCGUGGAGGUUACCUGGGUUACUGAGUAUGUUUAUCAGUCAAAGGAAGAAAAAUAAAACCAAAUAUAAAAAAUCCAAACGUUUAGGCUGCAGUAAUUGGAUUACUGGCUUAAUCAGAAAAGUUUUUAUUUUUCUCCCAGAGAUAGACCGUAUUUACUGAUCACCACUAAAGUCAGAACAUCUAUUUCAUGUUAUCACAAUAGUUGAAGUAUAUUGUUUAUUAUAUACAUCAUUUAUAUUUUAAGGCUUUGACUGUUCAAGAAAAGUGCUUUUGUUCCAAAAUAAAAAGAUAUCUCAGGUGUGUUUUGUGGAUUAUCUAAAAACUUUCAUGUCCCAGAACUUAGCCUUUACCUGUGAAAUGUUACUACGCCCUUUUUUAUACUAGAUCUAUAUUAGAUCAAGUAGUUGCAUAGCUGUAUGUAUUACUUUGUAUGUUUUUAGCUAUAACACAACUUCGUGAUUAAAAAGAUAUACUUUAGUAGGUGGUUAUAACUCAAGAAUAACUAUGUAACCAUUUGUUAUUUUUGUACUUUGUCAUGUAUGCUUUUAGCAUGAACAUAGCAGCUACAUGUACAUGGUUAUAACCAAAAUAGAUUUUGAGGCUACAAAAUAUAUGUUUGAUAUAUCAAAUUUUUAAAAAAAUCUAUACUUGUGUUUAUAUAUAGUGGGACACUGUUGCCAAAAUAAUAAAGUCACAUUUAUAAUUUGAUGAAGUUUCAUUUUACAUUGCAGCAAAUACAGUGUAAUGCAUCCAUUUAUUUCUACUAUUACUGUGUAUUCUUGAACUAAAAUAUUGCAUCAUAGCAUUGAUUCUCUUGUGUUUUUCAAGUGUGACUAACAGGUUUUCAUGCCACUGUGUGAGAUGCGUUUCUCUCAAACCCUGUUACAACCUCUGCAUGUCACCCAUUUUAUAUGUGGGGAAAAAAAGUAAAAAUAAAUUGUAUUGUAAACCUUUUA